Messenger RNA from Aegilops tauschii subsp. strangulata, 1381 nucleotides. RefSeq names its product protein PHOSPHATE-INDUCED 1 homolog. NCBI's taxonomy places the organism in Eukaryota, Viridiplantae, Streptophyta, Magnoliopsida, Poales, Poaceae. The record is from RefSeq and is a predicted model, not a curated record.
GAUGGGCAUACUGCUGUCCGCCUAAACGUGCCUUGGAAGCAACUCCAAUGAAGCGCACGCCGGGUAUCCGAUCCGUUCCACUCCAUGCCUUCCUCGUCCACCCGUGCAAGAAACAGACCAACGCACCACCCAUAUAAAUGCGCACCAAAGCACUGCAUUCCGUUCCAUGCUUCGCCAUUAAUGACGAUGAGCAAGCCGCACGCCGCGUGCUCCCUCUUGCUAGCCCUGCUCAUCGGCCUCACCCGCCCUUCGCCGUGCACCUCCUCCCUGUACAAUCCCCCGCCGCCGGACAUGACGUACCACCACGGCGGCGUGCUCGACAGCACCGUGCCGGUCUCCGUGCUCUACUACGGCGCCUUCUCGCCGCAUCACAAGGCCGUCCUCGCCGACUUCCUGCGCUCGCUCUCCCCGCGCUCGCGCCCCCACACCUUCGGCGCUCCGGCGGCCGCGUCGUCGGCGUCGGUGGCUCAGUGGUGGGAGACCGUCGACCGGUACGUGCAGAGGACCGGCAGGGAGCGCACGCGGGUGAUGCUCACCAACCAGGUGUCCGACGAGGGGUGCUCGCUGGGGAAGCACCUGUCCCGGCUCCAGGUCGAGCAGCUGGCGGCGCGGCUCGGCGUGGCGCCCGGGGGCGUCGCCGUCGUGCUCACCGCCGCGGACGUCGCAGUGGACGGCUUCUGCGGGAGCUCCUGCGGGCUGCACGGCUCGCUGGCGCCCGGCGGCGCGGUGCACGUGUGGGUGGGCAACGCGGCCGUGCAGUGCCCGGGCCGGUGCGCGUGGCCGUUCCACGCCGCGGACCCUGCCGCGGCGGCCACGGCAGGGCCUGGGCGCCACAGGAGCGGGGAGACUCCGCUCCGUGCGCCCAACGGCGACGCCGGAGUGGACGGCAUGGUGAUCAACCUCGCGGCGCUGCUGGCCGGCGCGGUGACGAACCCGUACGGGCACGGAUACUUCCAGGGCGACGCGGGCGCGCCGGUGGAGGUGGGCGGCGGGUGCCCGGGAGUGUACGGGCGCGGUGCUUACCCUGGCUACCCCGGCGCGGUGAAGCUUGACACGGCCACCGGCGGCGGAUACAACGUGGUGGGCAGGAACGGCAGGAGGUACCUCGUGCCGGCCCUGCUCGAUCCCGCCAACUACUCCUGCCUUGUCAUGGCCUGAUCGGGUUUACGCAUGCGACUUCAAUUCAAAUGCUUUGGUUGAUGGUAGGCAUCGUCACGUGUAGCUGCAUGAUGCAUGUUGAUAGGCGACUCAAAAAGUUCAAUGGAUAUCGAUGCAGAAUUGCACAGCAACGGCGUGGUUAGAACACGUACGUAUGAGCUGUUUGCUUAUGUACUGUGUUAAAAAGGACGGUGUUCAUAAUAUUUAAGCACGGUUCACUCUC